Molecule: messenger RNA, 3259 nt
Organism: Plutella xylostella (diamondback moth)
Lineage: Eukaryota; Metazoa; Arthropoda; Insecta; Lepidoptera; Plutellidae
Gene: Bcat
Product: Branched chain amino acid transaminase
Biological process (GO): L-leucine biosynthetic process; L-valine biosynthetic process
Cellular component (GO): mitochondrion
Molecular function (GO): branched-chain-amino-acid:2-oxoglutarate transaminase activity
Source: RefSeq, a predicted model, not a curated record
GUAUUGUGUUAACAAGGUAAACUUAUUUAACUUUAUGCUAAUUAUUGACGUAUGUUAGCCAGCAUCUAAGAAGUGAAAUUUUCUCCGCACAUAAAGUACCGUGACUUCAAAUUAAAUGAAAGUUUUGUAACUAAUUAUUUUUCAAACUUAAUGUAUUGUCAUUAUGAUAAUUAUUCAUCGCAAAGGACGUACCUAACUAGAAAGAACAAGAGAUUAGUUCUUUCUCUGUAAAUUUUUUAGAAAGACUGUGACGUGAAAAAUAAUUUUGCCUCAAACUUAAAGCAUAUUGUUAUCAUGCGGAAUAAUUCAAUGCAAAUUAGUGCGAUGCGCGUAAAUAUACGACGAUUCGCCCUCAGAAUUAACAUAGCACUUUGAAUGUGUGUUGGUCGGGCGAGCACUCGGCCAGUCGACUCCCGCGGGACCGCACUCCCGACACUCACUCAUAUCCUCGACUAUCCUCACUAAUGCGUAAUACUUACUUAUUUUGAUAAAAUUUCGUUGCGUUUAAAGUGAUGUUUAUAAUUUCUGGUGAUAACAAAUAAGUACGUCAUAGGGUCAACUCACAAUCUUAUCAUUCGCUAUUUAAAUGUUUGUGCUUAAGAUUCUGUGAACUCAGUCAGCCCAGAGCUCGUGGUGGAACAAACGAUACGAAUGCUAUGUCAUAUUACUUCUUCAGUUCAGUGAAAACGAUCGACUUUCAACUGCGCAUUUAGAAUAAAUUAGUGAAAGUGGACAGACCUUGAUUUAUUAAAUAAAUUAAUAUAGUGUUGUGAAUUUACUAAACCUGUGAAGUCAAGAACUCAACAUGCCUCUGCGGCGCAGUACGGCGUUGGUGAAGUGGUUGUUCGAGAACCAGCACAAGUUCCAGAUCGGGCGCGCGUGCAGUUCGUCGCUGCGCUACAAGGAGCAGGAGGAGGCCGAGCCCGCCGCCGCGCCCGCCAAGCCGCGCCCCGACCUCACGCCAGACCUCUCCUUCAGGUUCGAAGAUUUACAAGUAAAACUGGCGGCGCCAUACCAGCUGCAACCCAAGCCCGAGGCGCAGGACCUGGGCUUCGGCAAGUUCUUCACGGACCACAUGCUGAAGGUGCACUAUCACCAGCACCUCGGCGGCUGGCAGAAGCCCGAGAUCAUCCCGCUCGAGAACCUCAGCAUACACCCCGCGGCCAAGGCGCUACAUUAUGCAAUACAACUAUUCGAAGGCAUGAAAGCGUACCGCGGCAUCGACGACAAGAUCCGGUUGUUCCGGCCAGACCUCAACAUGGAGCGUAUGAACCUGUCGGCGCAGCGCUCGGGCCUGCCGCAGUUCGACGGAGCUGAACUCAUCAAGUGUAUCGCGAGGCUGGUGCAGAUUGACCAAGAGUGGGUGCCGCAUUCAGAGUCUUCGACUAUGUAUAUCCGGCCCACGUUUAUCGGGAUGGAGCCCACCUUCGGCGUGAUGGCUCCCGACUCGGCCCUCCUCUUCGUGAUCCUGAGCCCCGUGAGCGUCUACUACAAGUCGGACGACGACAGCGGGGUGUCCAUGUACGCGGACCCCAGCGUGGUACGAGCCUUCCCCGGCGGCGCGGGGAAUAGGAAAGUGGGAUCGAACUACGGACCUACUAUAGAGGUGACAGCGAAGGCAGCUAAGCUGGGCUACCACCAGGUGUUGUGGCUGUUCGGUCCUGACCACGAGCUCACGGAAGUCGGAGCCAUGAACAUCUUCAUGGUCUACGUUAACGAACAAGGAGAGAAAACAUUGGCGACGCCACCCCUGAAUGGGCUUAUUCUGCCCGGAGUGACGCGGCGGUCAGUGCUGGAGCUCGCCAGCCAAUGGGAGGACAUCACCGUGGCUGAGGAAGUCAUCACAAUGGACCGGGUCAUACAGCUCAACAAAUCUGGACGAUUGCUGGAGAUGUUUGGCGCGGGCACGGCGGUGGGCAUCAGUCCCAUCGGCAAGAUCGGCUUCAUGGAGAAAGAGAUCCACAUCCCCACCACCAAGCAGCAGCAGCCGGUGUUCCAGAGGGUCAAGGACACGCUCUUGGCCAUCCAGUACGGCCAUGUCGAGCACCCCUUCGCCACCGUCAUCUCAUAGUAUCCACACCGCCUGGCCAGCCAGGACAAGUGAACUAUCUAGUGAUAUCUAGCUGCAAGUGACUGUCAAAGACUCCGUUGCAAAUGUAAAUAGUGUUGUGUUAUUUAUCUAGUUAGCUACGUUUAGAUUGUGUACAUAAAAUUGUUAGUCGUAAGAACCAGCGGUGCUUUGUGAAAAAAUACUCUUUCGGGUAAAAUGUUUUGCGCAUUUUAUCGCAAAUUCCCCGUUUUGUAAAAACAAUUGUGUCCUGUACAUACGGUUUAAUCACUGAAGGUUAUCGCUUUGUACAUAUUUUGUUAAUAAUUAUCUCAACUUGCGUGCCGAGUCGUAUGUUGUACGGAAUGAUAAUUUUAUAACAAUGCCAGAUACAUAUUGAAUAUGUUUAUGUAAUGUGUAAGUAUAUAUAAAAGUAAGCUAGUUUAUUUAUUUAAUAUUGCUAUAAGCCAUAACCUAAUAGAAAAUUCAUGCUGUAAAUGAGUUCUAAACGAAAAAUAUUUGUUAUCACCGCCUAUUUGAACAUUUUUGGUGGUAUGGUUUCUACUCUCUUACUUCGAUUUACGAAUUGAAAAUCCCAUUGAGCCAAUGUGUUUCAUUGAUGGUGGUAGGUAUUUAAUGGUACAAAAGGCAAUCCCAUAAAAGAAAGACGCUUACGCGUGAAUCGAUCGAUUCUGUUAACAUCCUUUCGGGCCAUUAUGUAAACCAUGUGUUCAGCUUAUAACAAUGAAAAACGCUAGUCCAACUCUAGUGUUUGCUACCGUCACAUUAAGGAAAUAAGAACUAUUAACAGUUAUACUUCAAGUAUAAUGCUCGUGUGAGCGUUAUGUAACAAUAGUGUCUCACCGCUUAAAAAGCGCUCAUGUAAAGAAACAAAAUCAAAAUGGUGGCUGUUACUUAACGUAGAAGUAUUAACGAAGAGAGGAAGAGGUAUUGGCAGACCUACGAAUAGGGCGAAAUAGCAUGUUUCCGUCUGCCAUUUAUCUGCAUAAUUGUUGUUUCUUUAUCUGAGCACUUUUUAUAAUUUCCUAACAAAAAAUAUAUUUAUACACAGACGGAUCAAAAUAGAUGGUUUAGCAACAUUCAUUUGAAUGUGUGAUAUUUUGUUGCAAUGUAAUAUAUGUUUCUAGUCUUGUAUCAAUGAGUCUGUUCAACAUUGAAUAUUUAUAAAUAUAGAAUACCUUUUACACACUC